Molecule: messenger RNA, 891 nt
Organism: Puma concolor (puma)
Lineage: Eukaryota; Metazoa; Chordata; Mammalia; Carnivora; Felidae
Gene: SLC35D4
Product: solute carrier family 35 member D4
Source: RefSeq, a predicted model, not a curated record
AUGUGCGUGAGGAGGUGCCUGGUGGGCCUUACCUUUUGUACCUGCUACCUGGCGUCUUACCUCACGAACAAGUAUGUCCUGUCUGUCUUGAAAUUUACCUACCCUACAUUAUUCCAAGGGUGGCAGACGUUAAUUGGUGGACUUUUGCUUCAUGUGUCAUGGAAACUGGGCUGGGCUGAGAUCAACAGCAGUUCAAGAUCUGAUGUUUUGACAUGGCUUCCUGCUUCGGUGCUGUAUGUGGGCAUAAUCUAUGCCGGUUCCAGAGCAUUAUCCAAACUGGCCAUUCCUGUGUUUCUUACUUUGCAUAAUGUAGCUGAAGUUAUCAUCUGUGGGCACCAGAAGUGUUUUCGGAAAGAGAAAACUUCUCCUGCAAAGAUCUGUAGUGCCCUCUUCCUCCUGGCUGCUGCAGGAUGCCUCCCCUUCAACGACUCCCAGUUUGAUCCAGAUGGAUAUUUCUGGGCUGUAAUUCACUUAUUCUGUGUAGGGGCUUAUAAGAUAUUGCAGAAGUCCUGGAAACCCAAUGCGUUAAGUGACAUUGACCAGCAGUACUUAAACUACAUGUUCAGUGUGGUGCUCCUGGCAGUUGCAUCUCAUCCGACAGGUGAUCUCUUCAGUGUCCCGGACUUUCCGUUCCUGUAUUUCUACAGGUUCCAUGGAAGCUGCUGUGCCAGUGGAAUUUUAGGAUUCCUUCUCGUGCUCAGCACAGUGAAGCUAAAAAGCCUUAUGGCCCCAGGGCAGUGUGCAGCCUGGAUUUUCUUUGCUAAGGUCCUCACAGCUGGCUUGUCCAUAUUGCUGUUUGAUAUGAUCCUGACGAGUGCAACAGUGGGAUGCCUCCUGCUUGGCGGACUCGGAGAGGCCUUGCUGGUUUUCUCGGAGCAGAAGGGCUCAUAA